Molecule: messenger RNA, 3673 nt
Organism: Heterocephalus glaber (naked mole-rat)
Lineage: Eukaryota; Metazoa; Chordata; Mammalia; Rodentia; Bathyergidae
Gene: Htr1a
Product: 5-hydroxytryptamine receptor 1A
Biological process (GO): regulation of behavior; positive regulation of MAPK cascade; adenylate cyclase-activating adrenergic receptor signaling pathway
Cellular component (GO): plasma membrane
Molecular function (GO): G protein-coupled serotonin receptor activity
Source: RefSeq, a predicted model, not a curated record
ACUUCCCGCCUGAGUUCCCCUACCCCCUUCCUCCGAAAUUCCCGGGAGAAGGGGUGGAAGACCCCAGGGGGAGGGUGAGGGAGAUUCUCCGGCAGCGCUUUCCCCUUCCUCCUCCGCCCCACCCCUCCGGGCGCGCAGGAAGGCAUGGAUGUGCUCAGCCCUGGCGGGGGCAAUAAUACUACGUCUCAAGGACCCUUUGGAACAAAAGCCAACGUUACUAGAAUUUCUGACGUGACCUUCAGCUACCAAGUGAUCACCUCUCUGCUGCUGGGCAUGCUCAUUUUCUGCGCAGUGCUGGGCAAUGCGUGCGUGGUAGCUGCCAUCGCCCUGGAGCGCUCCCUCCAGAAUGUGGCCAACUAUCUCAUCGGUUCGCUGGCGGUCACUGACCUCAUGGUGUCAGUGCUGGUGCUGCCCAUGGCUGCGCUGUACCAGGUGCUCAACAAGUGGACUCUGGGCCAGGUCACCUGCGACCUGUUUAUCGCUUUGGACGUGCUGUGCUGCACCUCAUCCAUCCUGCACUUGUGCGCCAUCGCUCUGGACAGGUACUGGGCCAUCACGGACCCCAUCGACUACGUGAACAAGAGGACGCCCCGGCGCGCCGCUGUGCUCAUCUCGCUCACUUGGCUCAUUGGCUUCCUCAUCUCCAUCCCUCCCAUGCUGGGCUGGCGCACCCCGGAAGACCGCUCGGACGCCGACGCGUGCACCAUCAGCAAGGACCAUGGCUACACUAUCUACUCCACUUUCGGCGCUUUCUAUAUCCCUCUGCUGCUCAUGCUGGUUCUCUACGGGCGCAUUUUUCGAGCCGCGCGCUUCCGCAUUCGCAAGACGGUCAAGAAGGUGGAGAAGAAGGGAGUUGACACCCGUCUCGGAACUUCGCUGGUCCCGCCCUCCAAGAGGAGGGUGAACGGGCAGCCAGGUGACAGAGACUGGAGGCGGGGUGUGGAAAACAAGGCCACGGGGGCUCCGUGCGCCAACGGCGCCUUGAGGCAGGGCGACGAAGGCGCCACCCUGGAGGUGAUCGAGGUGCACCGCGUGGGCAACUCCAAAGAGCACCUGCCUUUACCGAGGGAGCCCAGUGCUGAUCCCGGCGUCCCCACCUCCUUUGAGAGGAAAAAUGAGCGAAACGCCGAGGCGAAGCGCAAGAUGGCUCUGGCCCGUGAGAGGAAGACAGUGAAGACGCUGGGCAUAAUCAUGGGCACCUUCAUCCUCUGCUGGCUUCCCUUUUUCAUCGUGGCCCUGGUCCUGCCCUUCUGCGAGAGCAGCUGCCACAUGCCCACACUGUUGGGCGCCAUAAUCAACUGGCUGGGCUACUCCAACUCUCUGCUAAACCCGGUCAUUUAUGCCUACUUCAACAAGGACUUUCAAAACGCGUUUAAGAAGAUCAUCAAGUGCAAGUUCUGCCGCCCAUGAUGAUGAAAAGCCCGAGAAUAAGGCUAAGGGACCAGGCUCAUUCACUCUGCCUCUCUCAGCACCCUGGAAUCAACACCUGAAAUAACUUACACUACAUUUCCUCUGACAUUUUUUUCUGCUUUUGCGCCCUGGGUUUCCGACCUCGCCUCCUCCUGCUCUCCAUGAGAAGGGGCUCCAGGUGUGGUACUCAAGCGUCCGCCCCGGAAAUUCCCGGGCUCGGUGAGAAGCGACAAGGUCUCAGAUUUCUGUCUAAGCAUCAGGUUUGGUCUCAUUAUUCACCUCCUCCGUCAGCCAUUCAAGGAAGAAAACCCACGCAGAAAAAUAAACUGCACACAGUCGCUGCGCCCCCUAAGGGCUUCCACCUGCCUGCCCCACUUCUAAAACUUGGACUUUGACGUUUAGGACGUAAUUUCGUCUCCUUUGCCCUGUUACCACUCCUCUGGUUUCAUUGCUUCUUUGCUUUCCCUGCUUGGCUCUCUGCCUUCCCCCCCGUCCGUAAGCACUCACUGCAGAUCUGGGAGGGCGGUAGGGUCUGCUUUUCGCCAGGCGGGUGGCUGCUCCUUGGGUAGACUCGCAGAAUAACCUGUGCAGUCCCACUUGCUGUGUUUUCUAGGACUCAGAACAAGCGGCUGGAAGGUGCCUCUUAGAGUGGACUUGUAAGUACAAAGCUGGGCCAGUGGGGCAGAGCCAGGAGAGUGCGGUCCUUUUUGUCCGUGCUUGCCUUGGUGUCAGCACUCACCAAAGAAACUGACAAUCAGGGGAAAAGUGGACUUUUGUUCUUAUAAGUGGCCGGCCAGUCUUCACUUCCUGGCAUUGCCACUUAUCUACUGCGGGAGGCGCCCGCCGGCCGCGUAGUGGGCGCCGGGGACGCGAGAGGCCUGCGCUCUGCAGCCGGGUAGCACGUUCUGCCAGCCGGCCUGAGUUCCAGGGGCCAGGGUGCUCUGCGUAGCUCCUGGACGCGGUGAAGCGCGGGUGGGUCAAAUUGGGGUUUCUUAAAGCAGGGGACACCUGGUCCUGCGGGAGCUCUUGUUAACCCAGGAGACCCAGAAACACUGAAAGCGGGGGCACGGCACGGGGAAGGGAGGCGAAGAGGAAAGCUUCCAGCAGCUCUCCUCCUGGAACCUGAAAGGGCAGUUUAUGGAUGGGAUGCAGACUUUUCACUCGCCUGUUUGUCGCUUCUCUAUGGGAGAGUAGCUCUGUUUAGUGUUGUCUCCGCAGUGCACUGGAUUUGUUCUACAGGACGUCCAGAACACAAAGUUAGCAGAAUGUUUGUUUUCAUGUGAGAAUUCUGACUUUUCAAUGGAAUGGCUCUCACACAGCUGGCACUAUCUGUGAUCUCAGAGGCUGAGACCUUAAAUAGCGGGCCUCAGAGGGCUAGUUAGGUGCAGCCCUCUCUGAAGAGUCUCUGAGCAUCUUGUAGGGGAUUAUAUUUGCUCCCUGACCCAGAGGUUCAAUAUCCCGAGUCUCCUCCAGGAGCCUAAGGGAAACCAGCUUUGUGUCCUUUGAAUUUAUGGAACAUUCCAAGCUUUCCCUCACUCACCACUUACUCUUCCAGAGUUUUCAUUCCUGCCGAGUUAAUAGAAUCUUUGCUGUGCCCAGAAAGGGAAGUUAUUUCGGUGCUCCGUUUGAAAGUAAAUCCCAAUCACAUGAAAGGAGAUCAAGCAGUUUGUCAUAGUUAGAUCUUAUCCUUUAAUUUUCCUAAUGAGCAAUGGUUUUAUUCUCCAGUAAUUACACAGUUAUUGAAUCUUACUCCCCUCUCCCUUCAAUAUACCUUUUAAAUGUUUGCAUCUGCUGUUUUGAAAACCGUGUUGCAUUUUUACAGGUUGCAAAAUUGCCAAUGAAAUAUUCACUUGUGUUUAUAAAUAAGAAGGUGAAAGGACAGCUCUAUCACUUGAAGCCAUUGUAUUGCUUUUCAAACUUAACAAAGCCUACAUUUUGUUGUCUUUUUCUCUAAACUGCCAGAUUGUAUGGCCAUAAUUUUGGAGCAUUUGUUCCUGCUUUGGAGGCUUUACACAAGAAUGGAGAAGGAAAAUCUAAUUGGAUUGUAAUUGCCAAGUAAUAGAGAAAUUAGAGAAAUAAGUGCAAAAGGACUGCAUAGCUCUAAAAAGCAUUUGAUGCUUUUUUUUUCUUUUAAAAUACUUGUAUUAAGGUUAAGUAUUUAUGCAUCAAAAUUGACCUUCACUUCUCCUUGUAACAAUAAAGAACUUUACUAAUGGCAAUGCUACAAUAAACUGAUAACAGUAACAUAUGCAUCUUUGUUUAA